UGUUGAGUAGCGACUUCUUAUCACUUCGAUUUUAUUUGCAUCAAUUUUGCAAUAAUUGGUUAAUUUCGUUGUUAAUUAAUCCGUGUCUUUUAAAGAUAAAUUAUUAAUAUAAAGAUAUUCGAAUUCACUCUACUAGUUUAUGAUGUCAAAAUACACUGGACGUUUUAAACCAGAUCAUGUACCAGUUGAUGUCAAAGGUUAUCGAUAUCACAUUCCGAAACCAGCGGAAUUGUCAGGAUGGAAAUUCGGUGCUUUUGUAGCCGGUAUUGUUGGUUUUAUCGGUUUAAUGAUGUGGCCAAUAGUUAUAGAUCCAAUUCUACACAUCGACAAGUACAAAAGAAUUCACGAAGAGGUGCAAGCAGAUUUAUUCCAAUCUGGGCUUCUUCCUGGUCAAUUGAGGAAAUGGGAAGAUCCUUGGAAAAAACGCUCGACUGAUCAAUGAUCACAAGUUUUAAUCGAGUGAUGUUUACUGUAGAAAAUAAUACUUCAAAUAAUGUAUCUCGUCGCGCACCUACGCCUGAGUACCAUUUGUAAAUAAAUAACGUAUGUAUGUUUUUAUAAAUAAAUAUGUUAGUGAUUGUUGAACA
Molecule: messenger RNA, 587 nt
Organism: Planococcus citri (citrus mealybug)
Lineage: Eukaryota; Metazoa; Arthropoda; Insecta; Hemiptera; Pseudococcidae
Exons: 3
Coding region: 140-442 (100 amino acids)
Biological process (GO): mitochondrial respiratory chain complex IV assembly
Cellular component (GO): membrane
Source: RefSeq, a predicted model, not a curated record